AUGGACUUAUACCUGAUUUUCAAUGAUCUAAGAAAAGCGUUUGAUUCUAUCAAUGGAAUUGCACUUUCGGAGAUCCUGAAAAAGCUAGGAUUCCCUGAAAAAUUUGUAAGAAUGCUUAGACAAUUACAUGACAAUAUGAAAGUGAGAGCUAAUGUUGGAGGUACCUUAUCAGAUCCAAUUUCUCUAGAAAAUGGUGUAAAACAAGGUGAUAUUCCUGCUCCGACAUUGUUUGCUAUGUCUCCUCUCUACUGCUCCAAAAUAAAUGAUACACAGCAGAUUUCUCUACCAAACCCCACUUUCCAUGAAUUUUUGUUUCGGCUAACUCUACGACAUUCAUGUCGCUGUAACUCUUUUUCAACAAGCGCGGAUCUCCUCUCCGGACGAGAUUUCAGACAAUCAUUGUCUAACAUUCGAACAUUCCAACAUCCUAUAUUCAUAGGCUUGCAUCUUCACCUGAAUUUACUCACAGUUGCAAGAUGA
Octopus sinensis (East Asian common octopus) is the source of this 480-nucleotide messenger RNA. RefSeq lists its product as uncharacterized. The record is from RefSeq and is a predicted model, not a curated record. Bases 1 to 480 code for a protein of 159 amino acids. Lineage: Eukaryota; Metazoa; Mollusca; Cephalopoda; Octopoda; Octopodidae. The transcript has 2 exons.